UUCUCUCCACGCCUCCCCCUCCCGCGUCUUUGCCGUCUGCUUUGGGGCCUAUAAAAGGAGCGGCCGGCUGGGGUUUCCUUUCUCAGUCCGCAGUAGAGCCGAGUGGCUCAGGAGAGAGAGAACCACGGCCGACGACGACGACGGCUAACUCAAUUGUGGGUUUUGGGCCUUGACUGACUCGCCCGCCUCGCCGCUCCUCAGCGAGCGACGGCUGCCGCUGCUGCUGCAGAAACAGCAUCAUCCCUCACGGGGGCUCGACCCGGCCUCGGCCGCCGCCGCCGGCCAGAGUCGCUUGGACUCCCUCAGGGCCGCGUGAGGGGCCCUUCUGGUCUUCGCAGCAGCGCCCCCCCCUUCCCCCGACGACGCCAUGAGCUCGGGGACGCCGUACAUCGGGAGCAAGAUCAGCCUCAUCUCCAAGGCGCAGAUCCGCUACGAGGGCAUCCUCUAUACCAUCGACACCGACAACUCCACCGUCGCGCUCGCCAAGGUGCGCUCAUUUGGAACUGAAGAUCGUCCCACAGACCGCCCUGCACCUCCAAGGGAAGAGGUCUAUGAAUAUAUCAUCUUCCGAGGCAGUGACAUUAAAGAUAUUACUGUAUGUGAGCCUCCAAAGGCACAGCAUAAUCUGCCCCAGGAUCCUGCUAUUGUCCAAUCUUCCCUGAGCUCGGCUCCAGCAUCCUCCUUUCAGCCACAUGUGCCGUACAGCCCCUUCAGAGGUAUGCCACCCUACAGCCAGCUUGCCGCCAGCUCUUUAAUUGGCCAGCAGUAUGCAGCUUCCCUUGGUUUAGAGAAACUGGUAAGCCCUCCAGCAUCCGCAGCUGCUUCCAGUCCUAGCACUUCUUCAUCUCCUCAGCCAGUUUCAGAGCCUGACUUGUCAUCAGAGCCACAUCUGCUGUCUUCUAAGGGCGCUGCUUUCCCAUCAGUUCAUUCAGUGCGCAAAAGUCCUAUGGUGGAACAAGCUGUUCAGACGGGUCCCAUUGACAACAACUUGAAUCCCAAAAAGCUUCCUCCGAUCAAAUCCACUCCGGUGAUCCAGCGCAACACACGUCAUAUUCAACAAAAUAACAAGACAAGUGAUACAGUUGAGCCAGCACCUGUACAAACGCAAGGGCAGGUGAAUGAUGAGAAUAGAAGGCCCCAAAGGAGGAGAUCAGGAAAUAGGAGAACUAGGAAUCGUUCCAGAGGGCAAAAUCGGCCAGCCACUGUUAAAGAGAAUACAAUAAAGUUUGAAGGUGACUUUGAUUUUGAAAGUGCAAAUGCACAGUUCAACCGAGAGGAGCUGGAUAAAGAAUUCAAAAAGAAACUUAACUUUAAAGAUGAUAAAGUUGAGACAGGAGAAGAAAAGGGGGAGCCUGCUGUGACUGCCGAGAACUGUGACGGCAAUGCAGAUGAAGACCUCCUGGGGCCCAACUGCUAUUAUGAUAAAACAAAGUCCUUCUUUGACAACAUCUCAUCAGAACUGAAGUCCAGUUCCAGGCGUACAACGUGGGCUGAGGAACGGAAGCUCAACACAGAGACAUUUGGUGUAUCUGGACGGUUUCUCCGUGGCCGCAGCUUUCGUGGGGGAUUUCGUGGCGGAAGGGGGUCUGGAGCUGUGCGGCGAAGUCAGGGCACUCCUAGAGUGGGCACUGGCAGAGUGUGAACAUUGCAGGUUCUCAAGCAGAUUGCUAUGGAGACGUGUAUAUAGGAAGGAGGGAACUAUCAAAACUGCUGCACUUAAACUUGGGUGAAUGGAGCAUUAUAUUCACGAGCUUAAACUCCAGUGGCACGAUUGCUUGUGUUUCAAAGCAGGAUUGGAGUACUGGAGUAACUUCAAAAGGAACGUGCUGAAAAACCACCUCUUCAAGGAGUUUUUAUUUUUAUUUUAUUUUUAAAGUAGUGCAAGGACCUUGUGCUGCUUCAAGGUUCCGAAGGCUGCUGUAGCCGAACACAUAGGACACUCAUUCUGUUUCCCUGAAGGAGACGACACAAUUCUAAAUUCUUCAAAAAUGAACCAAAGGUCAUUUGAAACCAGCAAUCUUUCUUAACCUGAGAAGCCAAGAUUCUUCUGGUCUCCUUCCUGUUCUGUCUUUUCACCCCCACCCCUGGUUCAAGCAUAUUGUUUCGAUGUCUAGAAAGAAGUUCUAGUGCAAAAAGUUGUGUGUAAUGUGAUGGGAAUUGUUGCUGAUCAUGUAUCUGUAAUUCUGGGUUCACCACUUCAGACUUUUUUUUCCCCUGGGGACCUGUACAGCAGAUUCACUUGGAGUGCUGGUCACCCCUCCAAAAGGAACACUAUGCAUCUAAACUGGCCAAUGAUAAGUGCCAUUGUCCAGCUUUCUAAUGAUACGAUGCCCUUUUGCAGCACUGCACUGUAUAUAUGGGGAGAACUAAAGAUUAUGUGAUGCUCUUUUCAGCAAUUCUUAGGGAGAGUGAGGUUUUAUUCCCUCUGAUGGAAAGGGGAAAGUCUAGGCUUCUGGCUUCAAGUCCUUCUCUUUGGGAAAGAGCAGUGUGUGCUUUGUAUGCUUGGAACCGCAGUAGGACAUUGAAUCCACAAAAUGGGGAAGGGAAGCCCAAACAAAGCUUGGGGAACCAGCAUGUUCAGUUCCUUCUAAUCUUACCUCCCCAAGCUCUAUAAAUAGUUUAGUCUCCUCCCCCCUCCCCCAUUUUUAAAAUGGUUGGGGGUUGAUGAAAGGUUGGUGUGCAGUGAUUAUAAACUUUUGCAUGAAAGUGGGUUAAGCCUUUAGUAAUAGGCACGUGUCCCUUUUGUUAGCUAUAGGAAUGUUUUCGUUGAAAGGCCUCUGUAGUGGAUGCCAUUUCUCUCCUGCCCUUUCCCACCCCCCUUCACGGCUAGCAUUUUGGGUUCCUCCCCUAGGUCAUGCAUUGAUUUAAGUUGCUGUAAAAGCUUUAGUUUGUUUUGUAGGCCUCCAUCACGAAGGAUUACACAUCGUGGCGAGGCUGCUUUAUGGAGUCAUGUAAAUUGUAAUUAUAAAUAAACAUGUAAAUGUUUGACCCUUCUCAACUUGUUCUGUUGGCUAGCCGUUUUCUGCAAGUAAUCUUAUUGGAUCCAAAAUAAAUGGAAACAAAGGAAGUGAGUGACAA
Elgaria multicarinata webbii is the source of this 3078-nucleotide messenger RNA. It is a transcript of the gene LSM14B, whose product is annotated as LSM family member 14B. The record is from RefSeq and is a predicted model, not a curated record. The transcript has 10 exons. NCBI's taxonomy places the organism in Eukaryota, Metazoa, Chordata, Lepidosauria, Squamata, Anguidae. Gene Ontology annotation, molecular function: mRNA binding. Bases 368 to 1642 code for a protein of 424 amino acids.